Molecule: messenger RNA, 5292 nt
Organism: Gadus chalcogrammus (walleye pollock)
Lineage: Eukaryota; Metazoa; Chordata; Actinopteri; Gadiformes; Gadidae
Gene: stox2a
Product: storkhead box 2a
Exons: 4
Coding region: 23-3361 (1112 amino acids)
Biological process (GO): positive regulation of transcription by RNA polymerase II
Cellular component (GO): nucleus; cytoplasm
Molecular function (GO): DNA-binding transcription activator activity, RNA polymerase II-specific; RNA polymerase II transcription regulatory region sequence-specific DNA binding
Source: RefSeq, a predicted model, not a curated record
UACGGGCGAUUUGUUUACCCCCAUGGCUAAGUGUUUCCAGAUAGCACCCAAUGCAAUAGCCUUGGUGCUGUCGCGCGUCCGUGGGGAUCGAGAGGACACAACAUCCAACAAGCCUUCAGAAAAGUUAAAGCGUCUCACAGGCUAUGAGAUAUUUGCAGAUUUCAAAGCUGCAAACAUGCAGCACUUCUGGAAUAAGGGCAUGAUGCAUGCUUUGUCUGAGAUAUUCUGCCUGGGCUGGAUAGACCAGCAUGUGCUUCUCGUCCAAGGGAAGGAAGAGCACCUUGACGUCCUCAGGAACGGAUGGGCACGACGGGUCCUCAGCCCACCUGCAGGGUUCCUCAUCAAGUGUAUAGGUGAUGUGUCUCCAAUCAACAUGUCACCAGUCAGCCAGUCGCAGUUCAUCCCGCUGGGGGAGAUCUUGUGUCUGGCCGUCUCCUCCAUGAACUCAGCCCACAAGCCUGUCACCCGCGAGGCCUUGGAGGAACAUCUCACCUCCAGCUUCCCAGGUGUUCCCACCCCCAGCUCUGAGGUGGUGCGACACACGCUCAACAUGCUGGUGAGAGAGAGGAAGAUCUACCCCACGCCGGAGGGCUACUUCGUGGUCACUCCCCAGACCUACUACAUCACCCCCUCUCUCAUCAGGACCAACAACAAGUGGUACCACCUGGACGACCGGCUCACCGACCGCACGCCCCCGCAGUCCCUCCCCCCCCAGCCCCAGCUGCAGUGCACCCCUCCCCCGUCCGGCAACGCCACGCCUUCCGCCCUGCGGGAGCGGCCCGUCCGCAAGAACCACGGCGACGCCUACAACGCCCCCGGCGACGACGCGUCCAGGGGCCACCCGUCGGCCCCCGGCGCGGCGGCCCCCCCGGGCAAGACCCUGAAGGAGCACCGCGCCGACCUCUACGCCGCCAAGCCUCCCAAGGACCGCAGCGCCGGGGCCGGGGACGCCGCGCCCAGCCCGCUCUCCAAGGAGCACGGCGGGGAGCCCCCCUCGUACCCCCACCCCCACCCUCCGCCGCCGCCGCCGCCCGCCCAGCCCACGGCGCCCACGGAGGCGGCGGAGAAGGGCAAGGGCGCGCCGUCGUCGUUCCCCUUCAAGACGGACACGCUGAGCAAGAAGAAGGAGGGCAGCGGCGGCAGCAGCGCCGGCGUGGAGAAGCAGUCCAAGCGCUUCGGCCUGCGGCUCUUCCGCCUGAGCUUCAAGAAGGACAAGAUGAGGCAGCUGGCCACCUUCUCGGCCCAGUUCCCGCCGGAGGAGUGGCCCCUGCGCGACGAGGACGUGCCGGCCGCGCCCAUCCCCCGGGACGUGGAGAUGGAGAUCAUCCGCCGCAUCAACCCGGACCUGACGGUGGAGAACGUGGCGCGCCACACGGCCGUGAUGAAGCGGCUGGAGGAGGAGCGGGCGCACAAGAACAAGAGCGCGCUGCACCACAACGCGCGCAGCCGCAGGGGGCGGGGCCACCGGAGGCUGCCGCACGGGAAGUCGCGCUCGCACAGCAAACCGCGGACGUGCCGGGGGGACCCGUCGGACGCCUCCAACUGGGACCUGGUGUUCAUGGAGCGGGACUACCGCUUCUUCAGCCACUCCCUGGUGCGCUCGCCGCGGGAGGCCAUGUACACGCUGGAGCGCACGCGCGGCGGCGGCGCCACGUACCUGGUGCACAGCAACCCCAACAUCACCGAGUCGUACUGCCCUGUCGCGCCCGAGUGGGACGUGUCCGGGGAGCUGGCCAAGAGGAGGACGGAGAUGCCUUUCCCCGAGCCCUCGCGCGGCACCACCAAGGAGUCCAAGGUGCAGCGGAGCCACAGUCACAAUCAGGACAGGAAGUCGCGCCACGAGCGCUCGGACCAGGCCAAGGAGCGCUCCCGCUCCAUGGACAACUCGCUGAAGGGCCCGUCGCUGGGCGCGCCCGAGAACUACGAGCACGGCCCGGAGGAGCGCAGUCACUACUUCACCGACGACGGGACGCUGCGGGCUACCCAGAAGUCCUCCCACUUCUCAAGGAUCAUGUUCUCUGCUGCUAAGUUCCACUCUGAUUUCAAUGUGCCUGAUUUGGGGAAAGGGAGCUUGGACGAGUCGAGGAGCCACCGGAACACGGCGGAGAGGAACAAAAGCAGAGACAGCCUGCCCACCUACAACGAGCUCAUGGGCCUUUCUCCCAAGCCCUCGACGGAGGACUACUUCCAGUGCAAUACGUCCAACGAAACAAUCCUUACUGCCCCGUCGCCUCAGGCAAAAUCAGAAUAUGACACGCUAACCUCAUCAGGGGGACUCCACAAGGGCUCUCCGGCCGACCGCCAGACGCCUCACCUUACCUCUCCACACGCCAUGGAGUACAAAGAGGAGCUGGCGGCGGCGGCCAAGGGCCCGGGCGGCGGCCCCGUGCGUCUGACCCCCAGCCAGACGCCGGAGCUGCUGCAGAGCGCCCGCCUCACGCCACACCAACACAACGUGGACCCCGGCGGGGGCGGGGGCGGCGGGGGGGGCGCGGCCGGCGGCGCCGCUUCCCUCAAGAGGAAGGAGAUCUUCAGCAAGGACACCCUGUUCAAGCCCCCGCACAACAGCGCCUUGCCGGCGGGCUACGCCGACGGCGGCGGCUACUCCAAGUCCGGCACCUUGCGGAAGGCCUCGCACGCCAAAUCAACAGAGGCCCUCGACAAUCCUGAGCCCCAGCAGCCUUCAAAUUCAGCCACUUCCUCCGCCUCGCCGGCAGCCCUGCAGGUCUGCGUGGAGCCCAGCGGCGGCUGCGGCGGCGGUGGCGGCGGCGGCGGCGGCGCCUCCGCCUCCUUCGACUACUACAACGUCUCGGACGACGAGGACGAGGACGACGAAGAGGCGGACGAAGACUCGCACAAGGAGUCGCUGACGGCCGAGGACGGCCCGGACCACGGGGAUUGCGGUGGCGUGGGCGGGGGCGGCGGCGGCGGGGGGGGUUGCGGGGGUGGUGUCGGGGGGGUCGGGGAGGGGACCAUGCAGUGGCUGCUGGAGCGGGAGAAGGAGCACGAGCUGCAGCGUAAGCUGGAGACCAACCUGACCCUGCUGAGCCCCAAGGAGACGGAGGGCGGCGGCGGGCAGAAGUCGGCGCACUCGGCCCGCCUGGACAGCAUGGACAGCAGCAGUGUGACGGUGGACAGCGGCUUCAAUUCGCCCAGGACGCGGGAGAGCCUAGCCUCCAACACCUCCAGCAUCGUGGAGAGCAAUAGGAGACAGAACCCCGCGCUGAGCCCCGGCCACAUGGGCACCCCGGGCCACAUCGGCCUGCCCUUCAGCUUCCGGGCCAUCCCAGAACCGCCCAGCGCCCAGCCCGAGAAGCUCCAGAAACCCUCCAACUGUCUGGCCUCCAUCACCAGUGUGUGACCAACGCAGCUCGGGAGGGCGAGGGACAAUGGGUAGAGGUGGUGGAGGAGGAGAGAGAGAGAGAGGCAAGGGGAGUUGAAGGAACUUUCCCUUGUUUAUUGACACAUUCACACACACACACACACACAUACAGAUACACACACAAACAUACACACGCAUCUCUCUUGAAUCAAGACUCCCGUGAAUCAAUUUACUAUGACUGUUACGAAGACAGGCAUGGCAUCGAGUGACUGUUCCCACAGCUUCAUGAACUUAACUGCAAAAUAAUAAAGAGAAGAAGAAGAAAUAUAACAGAACAUCAUGACAUUUUGUACCCGCAUUGCAAGACAACUGUAGGUGAGGAACACCCUACACUAAGUACUAUGAAUUUGGUGACAUGGAUUUUAAGUUCGGCUUAUAUUGAAGUUCCUAAUUAUUGGUAUUGGAAAGUAGUAGAUUAUAGGAUUCAAGUUACAUUUGGAAACAUCAAAACUUUUUAUAUUACUUAACAAUACAUGUCCAAUUAAAUGUUUUCCUUCAUGAAACAGAAUCACAUUUUCAGGAUGGUUUUAAUGUAUCAGCACAAUGUGAAAACAAUAAAGAAUACUCCUGAAAACAAAGAAUGGAAGAGAUUAAAAACAUAAAUCACAACAGAUUUGUGUACCGCAAUGCAAAUGAUGUAUGUAUACUCAAUACUUUUUGAUAUUCUAAUUAUUAUAAUGGUGGUAUUAAAGAUGCUAUGUGACCAAAAUUAUGUUUUGGACAGAAUGGGUCAUACUUUACCACACCUCAUACAUUACAAUUUUAUGAAUUACAUAAUACAUUAUUUAUGAAUUAUGAAGUUUUAUGAACUUUCUGAAAAUUAAUCAGACUUUUUGUUUCGUAAAUCUUAAAGUGUCGGUUCCCCAGAAAGGAUUCCACUUACUUCAUACUUCCCGACGUCGUGAUUUGCACAAACAUUGUACGUUUCCACCACAUAUCUGCUAUUUUGUUUAUACAAUUGGGCAAUUGGCAUUUGGCUUGAACACUUAAAAACUCACUUGUUUUUGUCCCCCUCCAACCAUGUCAUUAAGCAUCAUUUUGACAGCAUCCUAAGGCAGUGUUGAAUUGUGUCUAUAAUAAUGUCCGGCUUUUUUGUAUUAGGAUGGACUGACGGUUAAGUUUAAUUUAGAAUGCAUGGGGCAGGUCUGAUCAUAUUUUGAUUCGAUCCAUCUCUAUGUUCAUUGCUAGGUUUAGAACAAAUCUGGAAAAAGGAAAUUGUGUGCGGCUCCAUUUCUGUGUGUUUGGAGCCGACAUGUGGGCUCUGGGAGUACUGCAGGCUAAAUGCUCUGGUCUAGUCAUUUCAAAAAGAAAAUAAGUAGUGGAUGUUUUGCUCUGUUAUUGAUUGCUCUAGUAGUCUAUGGUUAGCGUUAAAUCAAUGUGUUGACACAGCUAAUACUAUUGGAUAUUGCGGGUUUUGGGUUAGGGUUAGUCACUUUCUAAGUAAAAGUUACUAUGCUGAUGAACAUAGUUAGUACUUGGACAUUCACAAAAAAAUGCACUCUCAUGAUACAAAAUAACUGAGAAAUAUGCAAAUUUCACAUAGUCUUAGUUUUUAUGUACUCUUUGACCUGUGUGUAUUUUAAUUGACUGAUUCAGAGGUCAUUUCAACACAGUGGAGUGAUGAGACUACAGUAGACUACAGUGGGACAUGGGUCACCUGGAGCUUGGCACAUACAGAAAUGAGUCAAUCCAAUUAGAAACAAUCAACGUUCAUACACACUCUGACACUCACGUUUCCCCGUUAGCCCCAGCGACUCACACUUACACAAGAUGCAUACAUGCUGUAUAAAUGUUGCAGUUAAUACCGAAAGCUGGAUGCACCGGGACUAAUGUACAGCACUCACACUCGUAGAACAGUGAACAGGGAAAUGCUGCUCUACCAGCAUAAUAGAGGAAAAAUAAUACAUCUU